Messenger RNA from Benincasa hispida (wax gourd), 1528 nucleotides. The record is from RefSeq and is a predicted model, not a curated record. Lineage: Eukaryota; Viridiplantae; Streptophyta; Magnoliopsida; Cucurbitales; Cucurbitaceae.
UAGAUGAUUCAGAAUCUGUUUUGUUUCUGGUCUGUUGAAUUUUAACACUUCAUAUGUUGGUGAGCUCGGGAUAGUUGAAUUCAGGAUAGAAAAGAUUGCCAAAGUUGAUUAACAGUUAAUGAAGGACUAAUGCUUUUACAAUGACGCCUAAUUUAUAAAACUCGUUAGAGUACUGGUAGGAUCCUAAUUAGUUGAUAAAAGGCCUUUUUGAAAUAUUUAUCAUUGUAACAAGAACACCUGUAUCUACAAUAGUUUCUAAGCUCCAGAGUUUUGAAUUUCAUUGCACAGGUUAUGAUACCUCUUAAGGCAUGUUUCAGAGUGAUUCUAAAAUGGUUAAAAUUGCCUUUGACAUUUGCAAAAUCAUUCCGAAACAUGUUUUUAAUUAUUCAAAAUCAGUUUGGUUGAUAUGAGAAUUGCAUUUAAAGGUGUCAAUUUGUAUAUUAAAUUAAUUUGAAGUGAUUAAAAGCAUGUUUGGGAGUGAUUUUGAAUAUGAUAAAAGUAAUUUUAACAAUUUUCAAAAUCACUACCAAACAUACACUUAGUUUGCCAAUGCCUUUUCAUGAUAAGGGCGAAGUCUUGUGGCACACUAGUUUCUUUGCCGUCUUAUGGGGUAUUUGGAUCGAGCGUGAUAAUAGGAUCUUCAGACAAGUUGAGAGACUCGAUACCUCUCCGUGGGCGUCAAUCACAGGGCCUUUUUGUUAUUAUAAACUUGCUCUGGCAUUUAUUCUCUAUGCUUGGAGAGCAGUCUUGUUUGAACUUGCUAACUGGAGAAAGGCUGUUUUUGGGGUCUUUGGUUUUGUGGGAUACAUAUUGAAAGGUGCUUUGGCUCUCGUCCUCUAUGUUAUUGGAGAUCCUAUCACUUCUAUGAUAAGAGGCAUUGAGACUGCAUUCUACACUAUUCGAUCUUUCUACUCAGGCAUAGUCGCUUAUGCGCCCAUUCCCGAACUGACCACGAUAAUCAUACUAGCCUCAACCGUGCUUGCAAUUUCAGAAGCAAGUGCCCCAGAUUCCGUUAGUAGUCAACCAUAUCUUCUAACGAUAUCAGGUCUUGCUGGCUAUACAGUGGUGCGAGGUUACAUUUCCGAGCCUUUCUUCUGGACGAUUCUGUUGUGUGUAUACGGUUUCUCUAGGUUCGUCAAAAAGAGAAAUGAUGUAACUUCUGCAUUACCUGUUGCUGCUGUGUUUGCUGCCAUAGGAGAGCCAUGGGUAAGAAUCUUGGCUAUGGGUUCAUUUCUGGCUUUGGCCAUUGCUCACCAUUGGAAGAAGCUUUCACAAGGAAAGAAAGAAGAUGAGUACGAAGAUGAAAAGGGUGUGUAUCAGAGGGAUGUUCCACUGCCUCUUUUGGGUGUAGCUUUAGCUAUUGGAAUCCAUGCUGCUGCCAAAUGGGCUGGAUAUAGGCACUUAACAUGGAUGAUUGUAUGAAUAUAAAGACUUCAAUUUUGAUGUGAGCUUUUUGAUUGGAGAUAGUGUAUCAACUGUUAGUAUUAUGAGGAGGUACAUUAUGAGGACGUUGAUUUCAAAGAUGAAA